UGAAAACCUUGCAAGGUAAAAUUUGACCAACCCCGGGGUUAACCAAUUUUCUUUCUACACAAAUUUUAUUUGGGUUAUCAGGUUUAAUUGUUCAUGUUCUGGAACUGUUUGAAAGUGUUUUUGUUAAUUCCCAUCCAUUUAUAAAUAAGUCAAAAGUUAAAAAAUCAUAAUUGUGGUCUGUGGUCAUUUAUUUAAUUUAGUGUACUCAACUGCUCCUCUGAACCUAGAACUAUUCUGGUCCAACUCAGCAUUUGAGGUGCUACAUUUUUGGCGAGCCAGCCAGGAGCAGUUGAAGUAAUAACAGUUAGUAAAACAGACCACUUUAGACAUUGACUAAAAUAACGAGAGAAAAAAUGGAUGUGGUUGAAAGUGAAAAUGUGAAGGUGUCUAACUCUGUAAUUGUGAGGGGCCUUACUGAAACAGAAAUGGAUGAAGAACUAACAGAGUUCUUAAUUAAAUAUGGACGCAUUGCUAGAACAAUCCGGAUUGAUAAUCCUCGAUCCCAGUACCACAAACAUGUUAUUGUUGAAUAUGAAAGUGGUUCCGCUGUUUGCACCCUUAGUCCUGUGCUUCCAUACACCUUUGAAUCUCCUAGUCAUGUCACCUAUGAGAUCAGAGCACUUUCUGCUGAAUACUUACCAGUUGCUGCUCGUAGUGCUACUGAUGGAUUCAUGAGUGAACUCCAAAGACUUUCUAAAAUAACUGGCAAGUCAUUUGAAGAAAUUCUGAAAGAUCAGCUUUCCAUUUGCGAAACUUCAGCUACAGCAGGUGCUGGACAGCCAGAAAACCCAUGUAACGCACAGACACAGAGUGAAUCUGAUCCACAGUCGCAGGCAGACCCUCAGGUUUUCCCUCAGGUUGCCCCUGCUGGUGUAGUUACACCAGAACCUGUGUCCACUACUGGAAAAGACCCAAAUUCUUUCUCUUUUAACACAAGAGAAGGCGUCCAAGAAAAAACUGCAGGCUUUGUCAAUCCUCCAGAAGUGCAGCGCAUGAUUGUUGAACACAUAGUCAGGAAUGAGACUUCAGCUACCCAAAGUGUUUCCUUCAAGAUUAGAAGUUUUUCUGGGAGAGUUCCCUGUCCUAGUCAUGAAACCGAUUUUGAGUCAUGGAGAACUAGUGUGGAGCUCAUAUUGCAGGACAGUUCUUUCUCAGAUUUGCAACGUUCAAGAAAGAUUCUUGAUAGUUUGUUGUCACCGGCAGCUGACAUUGUAAAACAUCUAGGACCCCAGGCUUCACCUUUAGCUUACCUUGAAUUGUUAGAGUCAGCUUUUGGAGUGGUAGAGGAUGGUGAUGAGCUUUUUGCUAAAUUCCUUAACACACUUCAAAACCAUGGAGAGAAACCGUCGCAUUACUUGCAGCGACUACAAACAGUGAUCACAAAAGUGCAAAAACAGGGUGGUAUUUUACCAAGUGAAGCGGACAGGCAUCUUUUACGUCAGUUUUGUAGAGGUUGUUGGAAUGAUGCGUUGAUAGCAGAUCUUCAACUUGAAAGAAAGAGAAAUAACCCUCCUUCCUUUUCUGAGUUGUUGUUGCAGUUGCGAACUGAAGAGGAUAGACACGUUGCAAAGGAAAAUAGAAUGAGGAAACAUCUUGGCACGUCCAGACAAAAGGUUAGCUCAAAUUUUGUUAGUGCAAGUUCUGUCGCACAAGACACAUCUGUUGAAGUUGAUAUAAGUGAAAUGAAAAAGCAGGUUUCUGAUCUUCAGAGUCGAUUUACCAAAUUAGAAACACCACGGCAUCAACGGGAACUGUCACCUCAGGAAAGCAGUGUAGCAGAAUUAAAGAAACAAGUCACUGAUCUUAAGAACCAGCUUAUAAAUUUGACCUCCCAAACGGAGAAGAAAGCUAAAGCUGCUAAAGCUAGUGUGAAAACCCCAAUUAAGCCCAAACCAUCAGAGAAAAAUUCUGUCACAAGCCAAGCUUCCAGUGUCAGACCAAAACCAUGGUAUUGUUUCCAAUGUGGCGAAGAUGGUCACAUAGCAUCCACCUGCUCAAAUAAUCCCAAUCCAGCUUUAGUCGCUGCCAAGAAAAAGCAGCUAAGAGAAAAACAGUCUGUGUGGGAUAGUCAACAUGGACAGGACUGCACUCUGACUUUAAACUAGAGUCGGCUCUU
Oryzias latipes (Japanese medaka) is the source of this 2116-nucleotide messenger RNA. RefSeq lists its product as uncharacterized. NCBI's taxonomy places the organism in Eukaryota, Metazoa, Chordata, Actinopteri, Beloniformes, Adrianichthyidae. The record is from RefSeq and is a predicted model, not a curated record. Gene Ontology annotation, molecular function: nucleic acid binding; zinc ion binding.